Molecule: messenger RNA, 2196 nt
Organism: Adelges cooleyi (spruce gall adelgid)
Lineage: Eukaryota; Metazoa; Arthropoda; Insecta; Hemiptera; Adelgidae
Gene: Arfip
Product: arfaptin-2
Exons: 8
Coding region: 772-1758 (328 amino acids)
Biological process (GO): regulation of Arp2/3 complex-mediated actin nucleation; intracellular protein transport
Cellular component (GO): trans-Golgi network membrane
Molecular function (GO): protein domain specific binding; phospholipid binding
Source: RefSeq, a predicted model, not a curated record
AAAUAACAAUUCGAGACGAUGUGAUCUGUAUAUUUCAACCAUGAUCACUACCUUUUUUCCAUAGACCUAAAGUGCAGAAGAUAACGUAAAUCACGGUUGUAGACUGGUUGCGUAUCGACUCGAUACUAUCGAGUAUCGACUAUCGAGCUAUGAAAAAGCGGCUACAAGAGAUCUUUCUAAAAAGUCAGUGACUGUUAGCGCUCCUUGUAAAAAAAUCGUGGAACUUAUUAUUUUUCACCAAGGAUCUAUGUUAUAUUCAGCCGCGUAUAAUAUGAUAACAACUAGGUUAUAGCAGGUUUGGAACAUGGCCGCUUCGAUUUUGACUGAUAAGUAUCUUCUCCGUGUUAAUUUUUAUCAGUGUCCGGGGCCUGGUGCAACCAUUUAUCUAUAGACGUGUUCAUACAAGCUGAAACAAAAUAUGUUAACAGUUGAAUUGAUUUUCUAAUUUCUAUAACUAAUAAUUAAUGACUAUAUUAUUAUACUUAUACUUCAUAUAACGUAUGGCAAUUUAGAUUAAUUUCCCAAAUUGUUUUAGAUCUAUGAUGAUAAAUAUUAUACUUUAAUAAUUUCAUGGCAAUUCAAUUUUUAUCGCACGAAUUUGUGAUAUAAGAAAUUUAUAUUUUAGGUCAUUGGACAAAUCAUUUUUACUCAUCUAUACAUUAUAUAAAUGCACAAAAACUCAAUACAAAAGCUUCACCUAUGAAAAACUACAAUUAUUAGUAUUAAACAUAACUCUACCAAGUUAAAAAUUGUUAUUUAAGAAGUGUUAAAAUGUCACGAAUCAGCAGUUCUGGUGAUCAUACUGUACAUGAGUAUAUAAACAGAAAUGUUGAAACUGAUAAUAUGCACCCAGCAAUACUAAGAUCUGAAAUAGAAGCAAGACCUAUGAGACCAAGGUCAUUUGUUCCUAAUUCUCUACCUUUAAAGAAUACUGCAACCCCAAGAGGAUACACUCCUAGUCCGAUAAAUGGUGAAAUAUCCAACUCAAAAUACCCUGCAUCUAAAAUUGAAGUGAUUAAAAAUUGGAGUGUAUCAACUUAUAAGUGUACAAAACAGCUCAUAAAUGAGAAAUUGGGAAAGUCAUCUAAAACUGUUGAUAUAGAAUUGGAGACUGAAAUUGAGCAAUUAAGAGAAACCCAAAAGAAGUAUGGAAAUAUUUUAAAAUUAGCAAAAAAUAUGGCAGCUCAGUUUCAAUGUUUUAUUCAAACUCAACAAUCACUCGGAGAAGCAUUUGCUGAAUUGAGCCAGAAAUCGCCAGAACUACAACAAGAGUUUAUACAAAAUUCGGAAACACAGAAAUCCUUGUCAAAAAAUGGUGAAAGCCUGUUAAAUUCACUUAAUUUUUUUGUGUCAUCAGUUAACACUCUUUGUAAUAAAACUAUUGAAGAUACAUUAAUUACUAUAAAGCAGUAUGAAUGUUCAAGAAUUGAAUAUGAUGCCUAUCGUUCAGACCUUGAGAUGUUAGCACAGAUGCCUAGAAAUGAAUCAAACAUAGAUCGUGUUGAUGAUGCCCAACAAAAUUAUCAACAUCACAAGGAAGAAUUUGAAAAGUUGCGCUCAGAUGUUAUUGUGAAGUUGAAAUUUUUAGAUGAAAAUAGGGUAAAAGUUAUGCACAAACAACUAUUAAUGUUUCAUAAUGCGACUAUAGCAUAUUUUUCAAAUAAUCAUCAAGCUUUGGAAUCUUCUUUAAAACAGUUUAAUAUUAAACCCAAAUCACCGACUACUCCUUCUCUGGCUGCAUCAUGGUUAGAAAAAUAAUUUACCUGUAAAUUAUUCAAUUAUUAUUUAUAAAUCUUAUUUACCUCUAUAGACUAUACAUUUUUCCUAUUGAUAAUGCUUGUCUUAUCCUAGUACCUAUUUAAUAAUAUUAAAGAAAUGUUAUACAUAUUUGCUGUGUAUGUAAAUUUCUCUCUUUAUAUUUUUCGUUUUAAAUUUUUGUUCACCGUUUUGUAUAAAACAAUUUUUUGAAGUAUCAUAUAAUAUUAAAACAGUCAAUACAAAUCUGUAGUUUGAUUACAUACCAUUAUUUAUUCAGUAUGUGGUUUUAUCUUUGAAUUGAAACUGAGACUUGAUUAAAUGACUAAUGAAAUACUAAAUAGAUAAUUAACAUAGACGCGUGGACAACUAUUAUUAUUACUUAUAUGAUAAUAAUAAUAAUAAAUUAUAAUAUAAUUGUUUUGUAUACCAUUGUCUAGU